AUGGGCCACGUCCUUCGGAUGAGCAACAACAGGACAACUAAAAAAGUUAUACUAGGGCACUGGACAAACGAGAGAACACAACAGGGUAGGUUAAAUGGAGGCGUGGUUAAUUACUGGAGGCGACUCAUAAGGGAAGCGGGAGAGGACUGGACGAAUAUAGAAAAUUUAACACAGGACCGGAAAAAAUGGAAGGCGACAGUGAAAAGGAGAAAAGAAGCGCUAGAGAAAUGGGAGAGUGAAAUGUGCAGAUACAGGGGAGGGGAGAAACCUAGAAGGAGCCAGGCGAGGUAUCAGGGAGAAAACUUAACAUGCAGGUGGGAGGGAUGCGGACGAAUUUGUAAAACAAAAGGAGGUCUAGUGCAGCAUGAACGACGAGUUCACAGGAUACGGGAGAGGGUGUUUAAAUGCGACAGAUGCAACAGAACUUUCGCGGAGAAGCACAACUUAACAAACCACAGAAAGAGCUGUAAGGGGGACCAGAUGGGUAGGUGUGGGGACCGCGCGGUGACGGUAACAAGGGGUAAUAUGGCGAGUCAUAGGAGGAGUUGCGGAGGAGGGAGUGGAACGGUAGGGAACACGGCGGCAAGGGAGACGGGAGGUAACAGGUACACGGGGACCAGGGGGAGGAAAGAGUGUGGAUCCUGCGGAGCCUGGAUCACUGCUAAUAACCUAGCCAGACAUGAGAGGAAGUGCCAGAAAGAACCACCCAAGGCCCCCCGAGGGGCGUAA
Messenger RNA from Symsagittifera roscoffensis, 729 nucleotides. Its product is annotated as zinc finger protein 708-like. NCBI's taxonomy places the organism in Eukaryota, Metazoa, Xenacoelomorpha, Acoela, Convolutidae. Bases 1 to 729 code for a protein of 242 amino acids. The transcript has a single exon. The record is from RefSeq and is a predicted model, not a curated record.